Molecule: messenger RNA, 4741 nt
Organism: Ostrea edulis (European flat oyster)
Lineage: Eukaryota; Metazoa; Mollusca; Bivalvia; Ostreida; Ostreidae
Product: orexin receptor type 2-like
Exons: 5
Coding region: 1794-2993 (399 amino acids)
Biological process (GO): G protein-coupled receptor signaling pathway
Cellular component (GO): membrane
Molecular function (GO): neuropeptide Y receptor activity
Source: RefSeq, a predicted model, not a curated record
AAGAAAUAUGUACAGUGUACAAGGCAUUAAAAAAGCAUAGGUCCUUGUCUGGGGACAAACUAGUGCUCACGGAGAGGGUCUUUGAAAUUAUUAUUCUGAGGUGUUAAAGAACUGUUGUUCACCAGAUAUGGUCCAUUUCAGCAAAAAACCUUUAAACCCCAAUAGUAAUCUUAAUUAAAAAUGUGAUGGGUAAAUUUUAUUGAUGGUUGUUCUUCCUAGUAUGUAUCUUUUGAAAUUAAAUUGCGAACAAUUACACAUGUCAAUUUCAAUACUCUUUCCAUGUGACAUUUUGCAAAGGAUUUCAUAUUUUCAUUUUUUUUUCUUUCGUUUUUUUGUCUUUCUUUCUACCUGGUGAUUUGAUAAAAUCGUUUCUUCUUGAAAUCGUUGUUUGAUGUUGCUGGAGAUCACUGUUUUUCACGAAUAUAUCGGACUUCUUUGAUCCUGAUCAAUAUCGCUUCAUGGUAUAGCCUACUACAUGUAAUAUGGUAUACUAAUAACGAAGUAUGUGGUACUCUACUUUUCCAUGCGUACCUUCAGUUUGUGAUAUCUAUGUGUCUAUAUACAUUACUACUUACUAAGCUUAAACGGUUGUCACGAAACCUUCAGAACUAAAUAUUAAACAAAUUAGUCAAAAGAAACGGAGAUAGUAAUAGAUUUAUAAAUUGACAUAUCCCUGUAAUAUAAGACUGAAAUGCUCUCAGGUUAUUUAUAUUACGCAGUAACAUAAUAUACACUGUAUUAAUAGUAUGGGUUGUCAUUUUUAUAGAGUUAAUCAUUAAGCUGGAGUGGUUAGAGUCGGUCGGUAUAUAAUUAACUAUUGUCAGAAUCUUGAUCGAAAUCUUUUAUUGAAGUGAUAAAUCGAAGUUCAUGGUGUAGUAAAUUCAAAAGCCUUCACUUUUCUUUAACAGAUGUUUGUAGAACAGUUUAAAGUCCUUUCGGAUUCUAACAUUGACGAAAUUAUGAAUGUAUAUUUGAUGUUAAAGGAAUACAAUACAUCUUUAAGAUUAUCAAAGAAAUUUCAAGUAACACUUAAAAAAUCUUGUUGUAUGGUUAAAGUAAGCAGUGGUAGAUUUCAAGUAAUAGCUGAACACGACAAAGCCGCGUGUUACGGUACGGGGUAUAUAUUUAACGUGCGAGGUCUUCAUGUGCUCUUUGAUAUAGCAUGCAUAUUGCAUUACUGUGUAAAUGAAGGUACCCGCUAAUUGGUCAUGAACAAGACUUCUACAUCCCCACGAGACUGAAGCACAGAGCAGAAAAUUUCAAUUGCAGAAGAAAUCGGUAAAAUCGAUCUGGUACGAAGAAAGCACAUUUUUUUUAGUAUUUAACUUUGGGGAUGUUGAUUGCUUGGCCGGAUAACUGUGUUAUUUAAAAUCAUAAUACAUCAUUACUGUUACUUGUGUAUCGAGUACCUCGUCCAAUGGGAGCGCGGAGUGUGCUAACCACAUGUUGUUCAGGCCUGACAUAUGUUCAGGUUUGAUUCCAUCUCUCGCUCAGUUUCACUUGGACGAGUGGAACAGGCCGUACGAGUGAUAAUUUUAAGGAUAUCAGCUAAUUGAAGAGCUGUCUGCACUAUAAUAUUUAAGAACAAAAUAAUUUCCCAAAUCAAAUCAUGUGUUUUAUAAUGUCAAGUGUUGCGUAUAUGUGAAGUCAAUGUGCUGCGAUUUUAUGUAUUUAGGCUUUCAUCCGACAGAUAAGAAUUUGAUUUCAAAAUGUUUUGAUGCUCUAAACCUGAUGACGGUAUAGAAAAAAUUACGCUGUUCAUCUUUCUGAGCACUUUAGUUUAUUUAAAUACAAUGGAGAACUCGACAAACAUUCCGACAAAUCUCACCAGGGUCCUUGAAAAUUCAUCUGUCGCAACUCAAUGUACAGAAGUGUUUUGUUUGAAUGACGAGGACUACCUGGAUUAUUUGGAAAACUAUGUUUUUCCGGAAGACUGGGAAUGGAGUGUCAUUAUUAUGUACGCUAUAACUUUUGUGGUUGGACUUUCUGGGAAUGUUCUGGUCUGCUUUGCGGUAUGGAGAAACAGGUCCAUGCGGACAGUCACCAACAUUUUCAUCGUGAAUUUGGCGAUUGCAGAUCUUACCGUCAUCAUCAUAUGCCUACCGCCGACUCUUUUGGCCGAUGUCACCGAGACUUGGUAUUUCGGAUUCGUUAUGUGUAAAAUAGCACUAUUCUUACAGACGACUUCGGUUGCAGUGUCAGUUUUCACACUAAGUGCCAUCUCAGUGGAACGAUGGUACGCCAUUUGCUAUCCGCUUCGCUUCAAAAGCACCAAGAGGAGGGCCAAAAUAAUUAUUCUUGUCAUUUGGAUUAUCGCAUUUCUUCUUGCCUUACCCGAGAUAAUCGUCGCAGAUCUGAAACGUUUUGUAGAGCGUCAAUAUAUAGACCUCCUCGUCACGUGUGGACCCCGCUGGCCCGACAUGUCGAACCAGGUUGUCUACCAAGGCUUUAUGAUAGUCUUUAUGUACUUACUCCCAUUAGUUCUGAUGACUGUCACUUACAGUAUGAUUGCAGUUGUCCUGUGGACUGGCAAAAUUCCUGGCGCUAUUGAAUCUGCCAAUAAACCGAUGAUGGAUUGCAAGGUGAAUAGGGCGGAGGAACAACUAGAAUCGCGGAAGAAAGCAGCCAAGAUGCUCAUCACUGUCGUCAUUGGGUUUGCUGUCUGCUACUUUCCCGUUCACCUGUUUAAUAUUCUCAGAUAUGCAAAUGCACUGAAAUCUGCAGCUCCUCACUCCAUUCAGAUAGUGUCAAUGGUGUCACAUUGGUUGCCGUACCUCAACAGUUCUAUCAACCCUAUCAUUUAUAAUUUUAUGAGCGCCAAAUUCAGAAAAGAGUUCGCAGUAGCCUGUUGUUGCACCAAAAGAAAAAGAGCAUUCAGUGUGCAGUACAGAAGCGGGGUAUCAACAUUCAGCUGUGCGUCCCAAUACAACCACCGCAACAACAGCAACUCCUGCACAGAACAAGUCCUGUUGUCAACAUAUCCUGAUCGAUAAUAUAUAUAUAUAUAUAUAUAUUUGUGAUAGUUGAAAUUGUUUACAUGACGUCUUAAUUAAAAGUGUCGUUUGUUUCCUAUUUUCGACCGACUCCGAAAGAAAUUCUGACCUUAACAUUUUUUGUUUUGUUAUUACUCUCAAUUUCACAAGUUUGAAUGCACGCUUUUAAGAUUUGCUGAAAAAUGUUUUGCUCAUUGAAUUGUCACUUUUACAAAAAUAAAAUAUAAUUCUUCCUACCGACCCAUCGGUCAAAAUAGUGGGUCCGAAAGGGGAACAAACUAGGUUUUAAUUAGGCCUGGUUGUUUAUAUUUUAGUUUCAAAGUUUUUUUGUAAUAGUAUGAAGAGUUUAUAAAUUUCAUGUUGAUUAGCUGGUCUGUUACAAAGUAACUGUUCUGUUUUAUAUUAAACGUAGAUACAUGUGUACCUGUAUGGUGUCAUUGUCAGUGUUUGUAUCAUAUAUCUGGUCAUUUUGGCGCCCUGGGAAUGUUGGCUGUUUUAGUGGAUGAUGAAACUUCACCAAAUGUAAAAGCGCCAAAUUAAAUAUUUCAGGUAUUAAACGAAACAUAGCCAAAUUUAGAAUAAAGCCCCAAGAUUUCAAGGUGCUUUUGAACAAUCAAAAUCCGCCAAAAUAUCCCGACGCCAAAAUAACGUGAUAUACGGUAAAUGUAGAUCAAUAAAGACUCCAACGUUUUCAUCCUCCCACAAUUUUUGCAUAAAUUAUAUACAUGUAUAGGAGUGGUUUGUUUGCUAAUUGUACAGGAGUAAAAAAGAGUUCAACAUUUGAUAUUUAUUUAGAAAAGUACUUGACUCCAAUUGCCAGAGAGAGAGAGAGAGAGAGAAAUCCAAUGUAUUUUUAUCACGUUAAUGGACACUUUCCUAGAAAUGGAAAGAUAAAUCGAUCAGGUAUUAAUUCGCAUUUGUCGAGAUGAAGCGAGUCCACCACACCUGAGGACCCCACGGCCAUGAAACAUUUUAAACUCGAGUCAACAUCUGUACACUGCGAUGAAAUCAUACAGAAUCAAAUAGUUCAAAAUUUUAAAAAUGCUUUGUAAGAUAAUAUCAGCAGAGUGCUGUUGAUUUAUUAUCGGUUCCAUAUAGUUAAUAAAAAUCUCAGACUAUUGAAAUUAUGGCUCAAGUCUUUGUCAGAAUUUACUACAAGUUUAAUGUAUUUCUCCUCACUUCCAUAUCUCCGUCCACGAAAGUACCUCACCAAAGUCUCAUGAAUAGAAAACCUUGACAAUGCACAAACAAAAAUUACACGACUGUUUUCCCUUAUAAAAUUGUUGUCAUGAAAAACAAAUAAACAUUAAUUUCCCUGUAAUGCAAGUAGGUAUGCGGAGCUUUUGCUGGGAAAGUUUCGAUUAAUACUUCGCGUACAAUAUCGAGACUUUUCUUGGGUGCAAGUAGUUAGGCGUUAAUGCUGAACUGUAGGAAGCGCGUGCAUUAAAUUUCCCUCCAAAUGAUCUCUAAUCCCCAAUCAGCAAAGGAAGUCAUUGAUGUGCUGUGCAAAACACACAACAAAAGUAACGGAAUUCCAUCAGCUUUAUAGUAUCAGCGAGGACCGUAUUCAAAUAAAGAACAUAGACGGAAUAGAAACAGACAACCUAUUCCUGGUGAAUUUAUUCCCCAGCAUAUGCUGUUUUACUUGUAAAUUGUUUUGUUAGGGAUGGUGUAACUGACAAUUGAUAUGCGGUAUGUUGUAUCUUUGUUAUACAUUUUUGCAAAUAAAUGAUGUUGAGUAGAGGAAA